Messenger RNA from Oryzias latipes (Japanese medaka), 1944 nucleotides. It is a transcript of the gene neff2, whose product is annotated as neuronal intermediate filament family member 2. Gene Ontology annotation, biological process: neurofilament bundle assembly. Lineage: Eukaryota; Metazoa; Chordata; Actinopteri; Beloniformes; Adrianichthyidae. The record is from RefSeq and is a predicted model, not a curated record. Gene Ontology annotation, cellular component: axon; intermediate filament; cytoplasm. Gene Ontology annotation, molecular function: structural constituent of postsynaptic intermediate filament cytoskeleton.
AUCUGCAGCAUUGCUGAACUGGUGCAGUGCAAAAGCACUCGUCAUCCUCACCGAUGGUGUGCAGAACAAGGGGGACAUAAAAAAAAAUACAACAUUCUUUCUUGAAAAUCAUCCACCACAAAAAAUUCAUCAUGAGCUUCGAUUCCUUUUACUCCUACCGACGCCCCUGGAAUGGCUACAAGAGCUCAUGGACAUCAAAGACCUCCAUAUCUUCACCUCUGCUCUCCUCAUAUCGAGCUCCUCCAGCUGGGAAGAAGAUCUUGAGGUUGGUCUCCUCCCCCCUCCCAGAUGCCUCCCAGAGGAUAGACCUGGCUCAGGCCAGCUCUCUUAACACAGAGCUGCUGGGCUUGCGCUCCCAGGAGAGAGAGCAGCUGGUGGACCUAAAUGACCGCUUUGCCUCCUACAUUGAAAAGGUUAGGAACCUGGAGCUGCAGAACCGAGCCCUGCUGGCAGAACUGGAGGCUCUGAGGAAGCAGAAGAACGACCCAUCCCGCCUGCAGCUGCUUUACGAAGGGGAGGUACGAAGUCUGAGAGCCAUGAUUGACUCAGAGAACGGGGAGAAAAUGAGGAUGGAGGAGGAGAGGGACUACCUGCAGAAUGUGUACGAGCAGAUGAAAGAGCGACACGAGGAGGAGGUGCAACGCCGGCUGGAGGCGGAGGAGGCCCUGGAGAGGGCCAAGGAAGAGGCGGGCCGGGUUGCUGUCUCUGCCUGUGACACAGAGGCCACUGUGGCCUCUCUAUGCAACGAGGUGGUUUUUCUGAAGAGGGUCUUUGCUGAGGAGCAGGCGGAGCUGGAGGCCCAGGUGCAGGUUGCCAGUAUCAGCGUGGACGUGGAGGUGUCCAGGCCAGACCUCUCCUCCGCCCUGCGAGACAUACGGGUGCAGUAUGAGCGGCUGGCAAACAAGAACAUGCAGGCUGCUGAAGAGUGGUACCACAGCAAAUUUGCAAGCGUGGCAGAGAUGGCCAGCAAAAACAACGAGGCAGUGCACGCCAUCCGGGAGGAGACCAUGGAGUACCGGAAACAGCUGCAGUCCCGUUCCUGUGAGAUCCAGGCUCUCCGCAAUGUCAUCCACUCCUUGAAUAAGCAGCUGGAGGAUCUGGGGGAGAUGCAAGCCAAAGAAGUGGAUAAGUAUCAGAUUAGGAUUGGUGAGCUGGAGCGGGACAUCACCAAAGCGAAACAGGAGAUGGCCUCCUAUCUAAAGGAGUACCAGGACCUGCUGAACGUGAAGAUGGCCCUGGACAUAGAAAUCACUGCAUAUAGGAAACUUCUGGAGGGGGAAGAGAUUCGGCUGACCUACCCCUCCAUUCCUGCUCUGGCCUAAAACUUGCUGGAAUAAACCUGUAUUUUUCAUAAACGCUCAUCCCCCUCCCAUUCACCCCUAAGGAGAAUCAGAUUAAACAUGAACUCAUCUUCAACAAGACACCAGCGCCCUUGUUCCCAACAAGAGGUCCACCAGAAGUCCCCCUUAUUCUACACACGCUCCCGUCACUCAGAAAUCUGCGGCCUGCACUGCAUUAGUUACCCAGAGGAGUGGCGGGGAACGCUGUGGUUUGCCUGUGGUGCAGGUUAAGGUCCAUGCAGCAGAGGAGGCCGUCCCACGCAAACAUUUAAGCAAGUGUUUGUGAAGGACUGAAACGAUUUGCUUUCUCUCAGUAUGUGGACUUCAUCUGCACCACCUUAGAAUCUCUUUCUUAUGUAACCUCUCCUUUCUUGCUUCUGCAGAGCAGUUAAGUGAACCAGCAACCCUAAACUUUCAGUUUUUCUUCUCUUAAACUUCCUCUUCCACAGAAUUUCACGUCCAAAACACAGAGCUGUGAUUCAAAAGAGUCUCAGAUCUGCGUGAAUGUGCGCAUCCUAAACCUGCUCAUCUCCUAGCUGUGGAAGAUUUACUGUUGCUGGUUCCUCUUCUGUCUCCAGUCCUAAUAAAGAUAAACCUGAAACUA